GCCCUCCUCCUUCCCGCAAAGGAGGCAUCUUACAGUCUUACUCCAUCGUUGAUCGAUAUCUGGCAGCGCAUCUAUCAGAUCUGGCGUCAGCAUGCUCUCGCGUCUUCGCCGGAGGCCGCCAGGCGGAGUGGCAGCCGCGCAUUCAUCGGAGGCGCCAGCCGUGUCAUGGUCAACGCAACGCACCCCUACAAGGCACUUGUGCGGCCCGGCUGUGAGUCGAACUGCACCCGUGGGGCUGAGUUCUGUAUAUCACGGGAGACUGUUGUGGGUGGGUGGCGGAGGCGGGCGGUGGAUCAGCACGACGGCACGCAUGACGGAGAUGCAACGGGCGGGGCAAGGCGUGGCUGCCGCAUCCAGGUGACAGCUUGUCCGGCCGUGAAUGGAUGGAUAGAGAUGGAAUGGAGCGUCUGUGUGUUGUCAUGUCCGUGUGUCUGUCUGUGUGUGUGUGACUGGUGUCAAUCAGUGUGAGUCCCAUAGCGGGCAUUGACGUGACCGGCGUGCCUGACGUGGCAGUGCCCGACCUGGAGGCCGAGCUGCCCAUCGACUCACAGGCAUACCUCCUGCUCGACAGAUGCAGAGAACAGGUCUGCCCUACCAGCCAGACAACCUGUCAGAGACAAUGCCGCUCUCUCUCUCUCUGUGCGUGUGUGUGUGUCCGUAUUGUGCGUUGGAUGGGCCGAUCAUCAGGCUGAGUUGGCUGGUGUGGACCCCGGUGCGCCCUACGAGCCGCUGCUGGCCUUUGACAUGAUCCAGAGCUACAUCUAUCUCAUCAAGGAGAGCGUCGGCUGCCCAUGGUAGCUAGCCCACAGACAAUACGUACGCAGACAAUGGUAGGUCCAUUCUUGGUGUGUGUCACACAGGUGGAUGGCCAUCGUCGGCUCGACCGUGCUGCUGCGCCUGCUGCUGCUUCCCAUCCAUCUCGCUGUGGUCGGACACCACACGGCCGGCACAUCCACCUGUCUCUCUCUCUCUCUGUGUGUGUGUGUGUGUGUGUGUGUGUGUGUUGGUAUCAUGUGUGUGUGUGUGUGUGUGCGUAUGGUCCAUCCAUCCACCAGUUGCGGGACCAGCGUCGAAAGGCCCUGUUCGGUCCGAAGCUGCGUAUGCUGGAGAAGGCCGCCCAGGACCCUGACCUGGAUGACGACGUACGCAGGCACACCAACAGACAGACAGACAGACAGACGUCUGCGUUCGUUCGUUCGUUGGCUGAUGUCUGUCUGUCUGCCUGUCUGUCUGUGUGCACUGAUCUGAUCGCAUCGCAUCGCAUUGAUUGCAUUUGUUUGCAGGAGUCAGGACGGAAGCAGAAAGUGCAAAAGAAACUCAUGGUGAGUAGUAGACAAACAGGUCGGUCGAUGGCUGACUGCGUUGCCUGCCUGCCUGCCUGCCUGCCUGCCCUGCAUAUAGGAUUUCCGUCAGAAGCACAAGCUGUCGAUCAUCCCCACUCGGUUCCUGUCCUCCCUCGCGGUGCAGUUCCCCCUCUUCUACUGCUUCUACCAAACCAUGAGGUACGUAGGUGGGUGGGCUGCUGGGGGGCGGGGCGUGGCGUGGCCCACCGCACAACACAACACAACACCACACACCCUUUUGGAGCCACAUGCCGUCCGUCCGUGUGGUGUGUGCAUCAGGGGGUUCGCAAUGCACCCAGACUCAUUUCGGAGCUUUGCAAUGGGUGGGCGGGGCGGGGCGUGCACACAACACACAGACAGACAGACUGCCGCGUAUUCCUCACUGCACCGCUGCUGCUUGGUUGUGUUGUUGGUCUGUCUGUCUGUCUGUGUGUGUGUGUGUGUCAGAGAAUCCGUUUUGGCUGGACAGCCUGUCUCUGUCCGACCCUUAUGGGUUCAUGCCUCUGCUGCUGGUGGCCACGAUGCUCACCAACACGGAGCUCAACAACGCUUCCGAGAAACAGAUGGCCAACCAGAUGAUAGACGACGCCGAUCCCACCUCUCAGAAACGUAUGUAUGGCGUUCGUUCAGUUGCGAUCCUCUCUGCAUUGUCUGUCUGUCUGUGCGGUGUGAUGGGUCUGUCGCGUCGAUGGGCUGUCUUGCUGGCUGAUUUGGUUCAUUCUUUCAGUGACGGAUCGCAUCAACUGGAUGACGUGGAUUCUGCGGGGCGGCCAGCUGGUCUUCCUGUGGUUCAUGUGGAACAAACCGGCGGUAGGUGUGUGUGUGUGUGUGUGUGGACGCAUCGCAUGGAGCACUAUCUCUCUCGGCCUUUGUGUGUGUCUGUUUGUUGCUGUCUGUGUAUGUGUUUGUCAUCCAUCCCCCCUGUCAUCCAUCCAUCAGGGAUUGUUCUUCUACUCGUUGACCAACUCCACCUGCAGUCUCCUCCUCUCCGUCUCGGCACGACAUCCCUUCUUCGAAGAACUCUUCAGUGAGCAAGAGACAGACCUACACAGCACACCACAGCACAGCACACCCAUUGACUGACACACCCUCCCUCCCCCGGGGCAUGGCAUGUUGGUUUGUGUCUUGGAUCCAUUAGACCUGCCCCCCCUGAAGGCCCGCCUGCGUGCCGAGAGAGACCAGAUCAAGCAAAUGGUCGACCCCUUCAAAGCCCAAUACAUGGACGAGCUGCUCGAGGCAUCCUCGUCGCAUAAGGAUAGCGGAGCAGCAGACAAGAAGACGCCAUCGCUGCCGCUCAACGGCUCAGCCAAGGGCGGCAGCGGCCAGGCCGUCUUGCAGGGGGGCUCAGGCAACAUCCGAGCCCUCCCUCUGUCGGUGGCGGCAGCAGCGGCGAGCAAAGGCGGGUUCGUAUACGACGGUGGGUGGGGCGAGAGGGAGGGUGAGGGCGUCGGGGGGCUCACCAGCGGCACUGUGACAGCCACCAGACAAAGGGGGACGCCUGUGGUCACCAAGACACACACCGACAACGGCAGUGGCAGUGGCCAGGUCGCCCGGCGGUACUCGUACGUCACCAAAGGCACCACAGGUAGCGGCGGCACCACGAGUGAGGGAGAGGAGAAGGGCUAUGCGAUGAAGAGAAGAAAGAUCAAGGUGUAAAAACAGGUAGGGAGGGAGGGAGCGAUGGCAGGGGGAUGGUGGCCUGUGGAGGCGUGCAUGUGAGAGCGUGCCGCAUGGGAGGGAGGGUGUGCACUCGCUGAUUUUCCUAGUCAAGUCGCCAGCCAAACAGCAUGAUUCGAUUCAUGUGCACACACACAACACACGGCUCUGUCACAUCUCAAUUUUGG
Vitrella brassicaformis is the source of this 3187-nucleotide messenger RNA. Lineage: Eukaryota; Vitrellaceae. The record is from the annotation of a GenBank genome assembly.